GGUGCUUGUUGGCUCCAGAGUAGCGUCGUAACGACACUUUUUUCUCCAGUCCCUGUUAAAAGAGUUUGACCAGGACCAGAGUUGGUGCUGGGGGGUCGCUGAUAUAAGCUUUCCCGGGGGGCACUUGCUGCGUUUUUCCCAGCAGAUUUUUUAUUUUAUUUUAUUAUUAUUUUUAUUUUUGUACUUCUGUAUAUCGCCACUCAAGAUCUGAUACCCCUACGAGAUUUUUCCCUUUCAGAUCAUGAACAAACUAUAUGUUGGGAAUUUAAGUCCUUCGGUCACAGUCGAGGACUUGAAGGAGCUGUUUGGGGAGAGGAAGCUGCCAGUGGCCGAGCAGGUCUUUCUGAAAACGGGCUAUGCUUUUGUGGACUUCCCCGACCAGAACUCGGCCAUAAAGGCUAUAGAGACUUUAUCUGGUAAAGUUGAAUUGCACGGAAAGGUGAUAGAGGUAGACUACUCGGUUCCCAAAAAACUAAGGAGUCGGAAGAUCCAGAUCCGAAACAUCCCGCCACAUCUACAGUGGGAAGUUUUGGACGGCCUUCUAGCUCAGUAUGGUACUGUCGAAAAUGUGGAACAAGUGAACACUGACACAGAAACAGCAGUCGUGAAUGUUACAUACGCUACCAAGGAGGAAGCUAAAGAAGCCAUUGAGAAGUUGUCAGAGCACCAGUGUGAGGACUACUGCUUCAAGGUUUCCUACAUCAUGGACAUGGAUGCUGCUCAGGCCAUGCAGACCCCUCGCUCCCGGCGCGGGGGGGGGCGGCCGUCCCGGGACCAGGGCACCCCCCAACCUGGGCCCUCAGGGUGCUAUGGAGGCCCCCGCCCCAGAACACAGGACUUCCCCCUGCGCAUGCUAGUGCCUACUCAGUUUGUCGGGGCCAUCAUCGGCAAAGAGGGCCUCACCAUCAAGAAUGUCACCAAACAGACGCAGUCAAAAGUGGACGUUCAUCGUAAGGAAAACGCAGGUGCAGCGGAAAAGCCCAUCACCAUCCACUCGACUCCAGAGGGCUGCUCUGCCGCCUGUCGGAUGAUCCUGGAGAUCAUGCACAAGGAGGCCAGCGAGACCAAGACGACGGAGGACAUCCCUCUGAAGAUCCUGGCCCAUAACUGCCUGGUGGGCCGGCUCAUCGGGAAGGAGGGACGAAACCUGAAGAAGAUCGAGGAAGACACAGGGACCAGAAUUAAUAUCUCUUCAUUAUUUGAAAUGGCCUAUUGUAACCCGGAGCGGACCAUAGUGGUGAAGGGCUCUCUGGACAACCUCUGCCACGCUGAGAAGGAGAUCAGUAAGAAACUGAGAGAGGCCUAUGAGAACGACGUUGCUGCUAUUCAUCAACAUGCCCACCUAAUGCCAGGCAUGAACCUGAACACUCUGGGCCUAUUAUCCGGUCUGCCCAUGCUGCCCGCUGCAGCUGGAGCCCGUGGUGCAGUGCCCCCUGUGCCCGGCGCAGGGUACAACCCUUUCAUGAGUCACCCUUCACAUCUCAGCAGCAUGUACGGGGUCCCAUCAGGAAGUGCCAUCUCCAACCAGCACUCACAACAGGCUCCAGAACAGGAGGUUGUCUACCUCUUUAUUCCAACUCAGGCGGUCGGGGCCCUCAUUGGCAAGAAGGGUCAGCACAUCAAACAUCUCGCCCACUUCGCUGGAGCUUCCAUCAAGAUUGCACCAGCUGAAAACCCCGAUGUGCACUUAAGGAAGGUCAUCAUUACAGGAACAGCAGAGGCUCAGUUUAAGGCUCAAGGUCGGAUAUUUGGGAAACUGAAAGAGGAGAAUUUCUUCUCGCCGAAGGAGGAAGUCAAACUGGAGACGCACAUCAAGGUCCCCUCGUCUGCAGCGGGCAGGGUCAUUGGCAAAGGAGGAAAGACGGUAACAGAGCUGCAGAAUCUUACAAGUGCAGAAGUUAUUGUACCACGGGACCAAACUCCAGAUGAGAAUGACGAGGUGUUUGUGAAAAUCAGUGGACAUUUCUAUGCCAGUCAGACUGCUCAGAGGAAGAUCCGGGAGAUCGUUCAGCAGGUCAAACAGCAGGAGCAGAAGCACCAGUCGAGCGGCACAGUGUCACCGCACCAUGCCAAGUGACCCCCACCCGGCUCCAGCGGGCACCAGCCAAUGAAUGUAGCCCUCCCACGGACUGACCUCCCACACGGGCCACGGCCAAGGGGACUGGCAGGGCCGACCAGCACCGGGAUCAAACCAAAGAACUUCUGGAGGGAAACAAGUGAGAGCCAAAGGCUGAGGGCAUUCUGUGCACUGCCAGCCCUGUGAGAGUCGGACACACCGUACUGAUACGAAAAUAACACAAAAAAGACCAAAAAAAUCUACAAGACAGGUGGAAAAGGUGGAAACUGUUGUCUUCACAUAAAAACAGAAAUAGAGUCGCCCUGCAUAACGUUAUCUCUUCAGUUGGACUAACAUAGGCCUAACAUCAGAUAAAGCAUUGGUACUAACAUUUGUGAUUUGUUUUGGUUUAGAAAGAGAGCAGAAGACAAUGGACACCUUCGCUCUUCGGAGCUGGAGUGAAGUUCAAGUAUCCUUAGCAGUAUUAAUGCAGAGUAGAUGAAUAUACUGACACACACUAGGCCCACACUGUUGUUUGUACUGAGAUGACAGUGGGACAUAGUGUCCUUUGAACAUGAUGGUUGUUGCAGACACUGACUGAGCUGCGACAGCUUUCCCCUUGUUUCUCUUUGAAACUGAGACAACCCUGAAGUAUAAAUCUAGUGACUGAGUCUUUGUAACAAGCCUGUGUGUGUGCCAACGCAAAAGAUAACGUCCCCUCAUCACUCAGCUAAUGCUACCAUCCUUUAUUUAUCCUCCAAAUCACAUUUCUCGUCGCGCGCUCUCAUCUGCAUCUUUCAAAAUUAUUCUUUUCACUGUCCGCUAACAUUUUAUUUUUCUGUAGCCUUUUGAUAACAUCAAACUGACUGCCACUUUUGCUCAACAGAGGUUAAAGCAGAGAUUUUAUUUUCCACCGGUCCUGUCAUCCUCCCAUGCUAUUCAGGAGACUGUAUCUACAUUCAUGCUUGUCGUCCUGCAAAAUAUAUGAGAAUCCAGAGUUUAUAGAAUCACAGGAGGCAUCCUGUUUGACGAUCAUGUAAAAGAAAAGACGUCUUAAAGAGUCGGUGCACUUUGCUUGUUGCUUUGAAUGUGCACCUUGGCACGCUCAGCCUUACGGGCCACAGAGGAGGCAGUGGUCGGGGGGUGG
Molecule: messenger RNA, 3203 nt
Organism: Boleophthalmus pectinirostris (great blue-spotted mudskipper)
Lineage: Eukaryota; Metazoa; Chordata; Actinopteri; Gobiiformes; Gobiidae
Gene: igf2bp2a
Product: insulin-like growth factor 2 mRNA binding protein 2a
Exons: 16
Coding region: 242-2077 (611 amino acids)
Biological process (GO): nervous system development; regulation of gene expression
Cellular component (GO): cytosol; cytoplasm; nucleus
Molecular function (GO): mRNA 3'-UTR binding
Source: RefSeq, a predicted model, not a curated record